Symbiodinium sp. CCMP2456 is the source of this 1113-nucleotide messenger RNA. Lineage: Eukaryota; Dinophyceae; Suessiales; Symbiodiniaceae. The record is from the annotation of a GenBank genome assembly.
GUCCUGGCCGAGCAAGCUGUCUUGGCAGAGCCGUGCGUCAGUGGGGAGGAAUUUGCCAUUGCGGCCCAACAGGACUGGAAGAAGGUCGGUGCCUUCAGCCGAGCCAAGCUUCUGUCGCUGCGCUGGCGCAGCGCAGUCAAGGAGGGCUCCGAGCUGCCGACAGCGCUGGGUCCGUUGCGUGGCUGGCCGGGGCGGGAGCCAUCUGAGCAGCUGGGGCAGGUGGCCACGGCUACUUCGAAAGCACCAGGGAUUCCGAGGCUCCGGGGCAUUGCUGCUUUCAACGGAAUGGCAGUGCUGAAGAUGGUUGUCAAGCCAUCGAUUUUAAAAACUAUCGAAGCGCAGCCCCGGCAUGGCUUGGCCAUCUACACGGAUGGCAGCUUACUGAACCACUCCUGCCUGCCAAACGUCAACAGGCUACCGUUCCCUUCGUGCCUAGUUGUUCGAGCAGCACGAGAUCUACUUCCUCAAGAUGAGUUGACCUGCGCCUACAUUGAGGUCCGGGCUCCUCACUUCGUGCGCCAGGCAGAGCUGGAAUCCACCUGGGGCUUCGAGUGCGGGUGUGGCCGCUGCCAGCUGGAGGCGAAGAUCUGGGCGGCCGAGCCCGAGGCCGAGAAGAGGGCUCGCUCACUGUGGCGGCGAUUUGAGCGGCGACGCAGAGAGGGCGCCUGCUCGGAGCAGGAGUUGCGGGAGAUGGUUGCAGAUGCUGCCGAAUGUACAGGGAAAGUCUUCCGGAGGUUUUUGCAAACUGGGGCCGAAGAAGAUUUUCAGGGAGAAGCUUUGGUCUAUCGGGCUGCCCUGGGCUGUGAAAACCUGGAGCAUCCGGAGCUGGACACUCACAGCGAAAGCGCCCGAGCCGCAUCGGCUUUGCUGAAUCUCCUUCUGGGCUCCUACUGGGUCGCGCCUGCGUGGGAGCUGGCUUUCGGUUUGCAGGAGGCUGCGCGGCACGCCGAGGCUUUGGAGUUGUGGCUGGCAGUUCGCCGGGUCAAUGCGGAGCUGCAGCCAUUGUCCCCUAGCCACGCAGCAGCGGCGGCAGAGGCAGCGCUGGCAGCCGUCGCAAGCGGCUCUGAGCGAUGGCGAGAACUGCUGGAGGAGGGCACCGCUCGAGGAGUUUGA